Molecule: messenger RNA, 3174 nt
Organism: Meleagris gallopavo (turkey)
Lineage: Eukaryota; Metazoa; Chordata; Aves; Galliformes; Phasianidae
Source: RefSeq, a predicted model, not a curated record
UAAUUUCUUGGCUGUGAAGUAGUGUGAACACCUCGUGCCCUGAUGGGGGACUCAGGAUCCAGGCGAUCGACUCUAGUGUCUCGGUUGCCAAUAUUCAGAAGAAGUAUUAGCCGGAGACAUGACUCCCUCCCUUCUUCGCCUUCCUCUGCCAGCGCUGUGGGUGUGCACACCUCCUCCCCAUCCAGCACAAACUCCAGCUCAGGGAGCACAGGCAAGCGCCGGAGCAUAUUCCGAACUCCUUCCAUUAGCUUCCAUAACAAGAAGGGGGGGGAGCAAAAGCCUGAUGCCGCUAGCCAGAAUGUUAACAUCUCAAAUGGUGCCCAGCCCUCUCUCAGCACUUUUCAAAAACUGUGCCUGGAGGAACACAUUAAAAGCAGAGGAAGGCAUUCGGUUAGUUUUGGCAGCUCGCGUAGCAAGAAGAUAACAAGAUCUUUGACAGAUGAUUUUGAAAAAGGAAAGGAGCCUUCAGCUAAUAAGAAUGUCUUUAUAAAUUGUAUAAGCUCUGGCAAAAAUGAGGGUGAUGAUUCUGGCUUUGUGGAGGAACAGAGCCGCUACUCUGUCAAACAGUCCACACGAAAACUUCUCCCUAAAUCUUUCUCAUCACACUACAAAUUUUCCAAACCGGUUCCACAGAGUCAGUCAGUUUCCUCUGUGCAGCAGACUGGCUGCAUGCUGGAGAUAAAAUCCUAUGUUGAAAGUGAGCCAGUGAUUGCUGCAUCCUCCUCUCCAUGCUCAGCUGAGGUGACAGAGUGCAUGGGGAGUGCUUUGCAGUCUCCACUGCUCUCAGCUGACCUCACGGCUGUCCAGACCCCUUCUGACUUCAUAACCUUGACGGAGGAUUCUGUAUCAGAGGUUGAUGCUCUGCCCAGCAGUGGGAAUGGAGUGCUGCUAGCAGAGGAUUUUGGCCACAGUGUCUCUACCUCUCAGAUAAUCUUUAAUCCUAUUGCUGUUCCGGUGAAGGAAAUGGAUUAUAUGGGAAGUACUUGCCAGUCUGCUGCUGUAUCUCCUGCAAGUCAUGCAAGCUUGUGUAGUGUUGAAUCUAAUAGCUUGCGCAAAACUUCAGCUGCGAAUCAAACAAAAGUAUCGUUGCAAGCCAAUGAACUACAUGUUACAGAUGCCAGGCACAAAGGAGAAAUGAACUCAGCAAAGGUGGAUUUAGAAACCUUUGCGUUACAGCAUAAAGAAGAACUGGGAAUGCACUCUCCAGCAGCAAAGGAGUUGAGUGGGGACCGAGAGGAAAGCAUGUUUUCCAAGCACAGCAGAGAAACAAUUCCUAUAACGGAGCCUAAGAUUAUUCAAUGUUCUGAGCCUCGGUCCUUUAAAACACAGCAGGGAUACGAAACAAACUAUCCUAACGUUGAUCUUGCCAAUAGCUUCAGUCCAUACCGAGAAGGCAGAUUUAUUGAGAAGAGACUCAGAUCAUCCUCGGAAGGCACUGCUGGAAGCAGUCGACUGAUCAUAAAACCGAAGGAUAGCAAUGCAGAAGAAAUUAACAGCCUACGGAAGCAGAGAGCAAGCUCAUCCUCCUCAAAAAUGAACAGCAUGGUUGUUACACUGUAGAAAGUAUUGUACAUUUGCAGUGAAGAGCUUGUUGCAGUUGUGCUUUGUAGAUUUGCCUGGGAUAGAAAUACUGGGAGAGUCAACUACAGCAAAAUUCAGUGUGAAUAUUGCUGAAAUGCAAUACAGUGGGCAGCAUUUUGAGUUUUACUGUUGUAGUUAUUUCACGGAGUCAUGCACAAUGAGAAUGAGAUGAAAUUGAGAAGUUUUGCAGUGAGGAAUUUGUUCGUAAGGAAGCUCAUUAUGGAAAGGUUGGAUAGUUCCUUUCAAAACAGGUGAGAAAGUUCAGUGCUUUCACCCUAAGAGCAAAGUAAGGAUGGAGAGGAAAUCUUCCCUUCUGAGAACUCUUGAAAAUCCCUCAGACUGGGAAAUCUAUGACAGGUCAGAUUGAUGUGUAUCAGUGCUUCUGAAACUUUGUAGGGUGAAACAGUAAUAAUAUCAGUCCUUUCCUUUUAUGGGCUGUCCUAUAGGAAGUGAGAAUGAACAUUUUAGGAUGAAUGGAAUUUAUAUGUGUGCAUAUACUUUCAGGUGAGAGUUUAAAAAAAAAAAAUAAUUAACAAAAAUACAAGACAAUGGCAUCCACUCUUCAGCUUAUAUAAAUCACUAAAAUAAGUUGUGCAGCUGUUCUGAGUACUUUAUUUGAUAUUCUAAUUGAAAAAAGAAAGAUUCAUUGACACUCAUAUUUGAAAAUUUUCUAGAGAAAGGAAAAAAUCUGGAAGUUAAUUACUCUUGCCCAGCUCUAUAAAGAGCUUUUUUUUCCUCUUUGGUUUACUUAAAAGUACUUAACAGCCUUUGUGUUGUUAUGGUCUAGCACCAUUCUAAGAGUCUCUGAUGCAAACACAACUGCCUUUUCUAAGAGAGGUUUUAUUUGCAGUUUUUCAAAAAUGUGAAACUAAUUUGUGCAAGCUCAUGCUAGAUGUCCAAAGCACAUUAUUCCAAAACACCAUGAUUUUUUUGCUUUUGCAGACAGACACAAAAGCUCAACAACUGAUACUGUUAUUUAGGUUCUGUUUAUGACUGUGUUACCUUGCCUGCCACUGAGGGUAGCAUGUUUUUUCUCUCUCAAGGAAGCCUAAAUUUUAUCCCUGUCAGAUUCGCCCGUACUGAUUCCUGUUCAGUGAUUUAAAAGUAGGUCCCGAAACAAUUAAAUAAUGUAGUAUGAAUUCCCCUUAAGGAAGCUGUUGAAUUGGGGGUUUUCUUAAAAGAUUGUGAAGUUUGUCCUUUGGUUGUGGUAAAUCUUACAUCUAAAUGUGCUAUCUAAACAUUAAUUCAUAGACUUAGUAGUUCUGCUCUCCUAUGGCAAGAGAAAAUGACAUCAUUACAGAUGACAUUUUUACUAUGUACAGCCAAUGCACAAUAAUUUUAUAUGUUGUACAGGUUUUUAUGGCCUAUGUACCACUGUCUUGAAACACUCAAUUGAAACAGAAUUACUUGAUGUCUUUUACAUGAACACCUGACUCACUUUGUACGACCUGUGGAGUGUGGAUUACUUACUUGAAUGACAGGAUUAUUCCUUCCUCAAUACUAUCAUAUUGUGCAGAUAAACCAGUAUUGAAUAAUUAAUUUAAUUUUAUACAUCUGCUAUUCUUCCUCCUUUCUAAUUUGUUGCUAGCUUGU